CACUCUUGUUGGCGCCUUUUCCUAGUUAUCUGUAUCUUGAGAUGCCCAAUUUGAGAGAGCAGUUAACUAUAUUUUCCGAAUUUAUAUGUUUCACAGUAACCAAAAUAAGAUGACUACAAUAUUUGAUCUUUGAUGGAGGUGUAUUAAGUUUACUAUAAUAUCAAUGGCAAUGAUUGGAAUAGCAUCUAAUUGUGGGCAAGCAGUAAAUCUGCAGCAGGAAUGUAUAGAGCAAGACUCUCCCCUGAGGUGUCAGAAAAGUCCUCAAGAAAACAAAAGGAAUACUCCAAUCACUAAUUUUUUCAAGCCUUCGCCUAAAGAUACAAAAUCAGCGGAAAAGCCCAAGGAUCUUUUUGGUUAUUUUAGGAAAUUAGACAAAACUCCAAAUGGUAGUGAAAAAUUGUCUGAUAAAACACACUUGCAAGACGAAGAGAUUCACAGGCUUGUGCCAAGCUGUUUAUCUUACAAUCUGAAGGCAAAAGAUAAAGGGAAAAGGGAAACCCGAAAGGCGAAGAAAAAACUACCAGAUACAAAUAGCAGUGAACUACAUGAUGUAGCUCUCAGAUCAAUUGAAGACAGUGAAGAGAUAGUUCAAAAUGGUGUAGGGUUACGGAAAUCAAAUACGGUAUCCAUGUGUAGUGGGAGUGACACUAUUGUGAUGGUGCAGUUACAGAACCAGCUGGAAAUUGAUGUGAAUAACAUGGAUCGAAAAAGAAAGAUGCAGGAUACUUUAGACUGCUCCAUGGAAGAGUUUGCUGUUUUACAACCAGUUGCUAAAUCUGCUAAAUUAGAAUAUUCAAGUGAUAACAGAAAAAGGAAAUCAAAGAAGAAGAAAAAAGUAAUACCUGACGGUGAUGUGUAUCAUGGUAAGAGUAAACACAGAGGUGGUAAAAAGCGCAACGAUAUAAACAUACUAAAUAACAGUGAUGUAGACACUGAAACAUUGCAACUGGAAAUAACAGCAUUUGAGAAAAUUGUUGCAGCUGACUCAAUAAAAAAUUCUGAUGAUGAUUUAGAUGAUUACAUCUAUGAUGAUGAUGAUGAUGACGGCGGCGGCAACGACGAUGAUGAUGAUGAGCAAAGCAUGGCAUCUACAUGUACAUUGUCUAAAGAAGGUGAUGAAACUGAAGUUGUUAGCUAUGAACAAUUUCUUUCUGACACAAUUGAAAUGUCAAAGUCACAAGAAGAAAGUAAUUCAUCUGAUCAAGAAGACUGUACAACAGCUAAAGAAUGUAUAAAGAUUUGUGGUAAAAUAAUCACAACCAAAGCCAUUGUGCAUGGCCCUCCUUCUCCAGCUUGCUCCACUGAAAGACCUGCUUCCCCUGAUGUGACAUUUAUAGACUCACCAGCAAGUAUUAAACAUCAGAGAAGACGAAAAUCCAAUGUUGUGAUCGAUAUGAAUGAAUCAGACUUGAGUGUUGUUGUGUUGGGUGGAUCUGAGGGAAGUAAACCAGAGAACAAGAAACCACUCCACAGUUUCUUCACAAAAACUCAGUUGCGUAAAACAAGUUCCUCUGAAGUGUCUCAUUCUGUAAAAGACAAAUCUGCGAAAGAGCCAGGUGAUGUUCCGAGGAGGGAGAAAUUAUCCCAAAGUGAAAAAGAUCUUGAUGUGGUAUGCGUCUCCCCAGAGAUUGUUGAAGAGAACAGAUGUGGCAAGAUUGUUUAUUGUGUCAAGAGUGAAAACGACGAUACAAAUAUUGACAUAGCUGCUAGGAAACGCUUCCAGGGACAGGUAAUGAAAGGUACAAUAACAGAUCCAGAUACAAUCAAUACAAGUAAAACAUUGAAUGAGAAAACUGAACUUGUAUCAGUCUCUAUCAAAAAAAGAAGCAGAGGGAGACCUUGUAAAUUAGUCUCUGAAAAUGACAAUAAUUUAAAUAGGGCAAAGGAUGUAACUAAGAGGAAUAAAAUGGUGACACGGACGAACCAUAAAGAAAUCCAGGAUCCUUGUAAUAAAGUUGGCAGUCGUAAAAGAGGACGCCCAAGGUCAAGUAAAAGUUCUGAUUCGGAUUUUGAGACUGAAAAGAUUUCAAAGAGGUCAAAAAGGUCAAUUUACAAGUCAACUGUUCUGGAUGUAGGGUAUAAAAGAGGCAGCCCACUCAGAAUAAGACUUACCCGGUUAAAGAAAAGCUCAUCAGGAAGCUCACCAGAUUCUGCCAAGAAACCAACGACCAGGAAAACCAGUGCGAUCCUGAAAGCAGCCAAGGCUCAGGAGAUACUACAGAAAGCAAAGACUACAAAACAUAAAAAGGUUAAACCUGCUUCCAAACCCAAGAUUAUUUCUAAAAGUCUUAAGAAGUUGCCAGCAAAGAGUAAGAAGGCAGUGAAUAAAAACACAAAAGUUAUAAAAAUUGAAGAUUCACCAGAAGAAAGUAACAAGAGAACACCAGUUAGAAAUAUAAACUCUGUACUUGGGAAGAAAUCCAAAGGGGAAGAAAAGACAGGUGUUGAUAAUGGAAAUAUUGCACCAUUUUUCUCAAUGUUUGGUGUGAAAAAAAACACUGAGACUGUGAAUACAAAACAAAUUACUCCCAUAAAAAAACCACUUGUAAUAAUUGAUGAAAGCAGUCAAGAAUUUUCUUGGGACGAUGAAGCAUUCUUGUUGAGGCGUAAUAUGCUUUUAAGUCGUAUGGCUGAAACAUCUCGAAAACAGACCGGGGAAGAUUUGAAAGCUGCUCCACUUCCUCAAGUUAGUCAUGUGCAACAAAGGGAUGCGGCUAGAAACUCUUUGUGGAAUCUCAGUCAUCCAAAUUUUAAUUUCACUCUCAGAGAAGAUUUCCUAAAUAAGAUUUGCAGAGUUACGAUCUCAGCUAAAGAAUUGAAACUUGGCAGUUUUACAUCAGCGUUAGAUAGAAUGGAAAUCUCUAAAGCUCUGAUCAAGAGUUGUGAAAAAACAGAUUUAUCAUAUGUAGUGAGAAAACAGUUACUACAAGAGAUUGGUCAAAAUAAUCCUGGAUUUCCUGUGAAUAGAUGGUUUAAAAGAUAUUUGGAAAAGUAUAAAGGAUUGGAUUCCGAUAAAUCAAAUCCAGCGAGCAAUUCAAAUGAAAAUAGCAGUGGAAAAGUUAAAUCAAGAAACACAGCACAUGUGGAAGGAGGGAAAGGCAGCAGGAAAAAAAAAAGGGAAAGCUUGGGAGAGAGUUGUAAUAAACGGGAACGUAGAAGUAGUCGUAGAUUACAAGAGAAAGUGAAGGAAAGUGAUGUGGGUGAAAUAAAGUGUGAAAGUGAUGAAGUCCAACUAAUUAAUCCAGAGAAGAAUGAGCUUGUCACUGAUAAAUGCUGUGAUAGACUGUGGACUGAUAAAUACCAACCCUGUCAAUCAUCAGAAAUAAUAGGGAAUAAAGACAAUGUAAAGAAGAUAUUUUCUUGGCUGGGAGAAUGGAAAGCUAGAAGUGACAGAGAAACAAGGAAACUCAAGAAACAGUUAAAAAAAGAAGCCAAGAAGAAAAAAGCUAAAACUGAAGAUAUUAAAUCAGAUGAAUGGUGGUUUGAUGAUGAUAGUAGUGACUUUGCCAGUGAUGAUAGCGACUACAUUGACGAAGAUGAUACAAUCUGUAAUACUAUGCUGAUUGCUGGGCCAUCUGGUAUUGGUAAAACAUCUGCAGUGUAUGCAUGUGCCAUGGAACUCGGUUUUAAGGUUUUUGAAGUUAAUGCAUCAUCCAAGCGUGGCGGUAAACAUAUCUUAUCAGAAUUAAAAGAAGCCACUCAGUCUCAUCAAGUGUCAAAAGGGUCAGGAAGUGGUGCCCUCAGUCAGUUUCUUUCUGCUGAAGAAAAAACUACACAACAGAAGAAGAAAAAACAGAUCCAUUCUGCAUUUUCAUCAUUCGUAAAGAAACCAGAAGAAACAAAUAAUAAAGUAGCAAAUAAAAAGAAAAGAAACUCAAAAAUCAAUGAAAAGAAAAAGAACAGAAAAGCUUCUCCUAAAGACACAAUAAGUGACUCAAAUGUUGCCAAAAUGAAAAUAGCAAGUACUUCACUCAUACUGAUUGAAGAGGUUGAUGUGAUAUUUGAUGACGACAAAGGGUUCUGGUCUGCAAUCAAUACAUUAAUUGGAACAACAAAGAGACCAAUCAUCAUGACAGCUAAUGAUACAAUAUCUGCAUCUCAGCUUGAAGGUGAAUAUGAACGACUGGUAUUCAGAUCCCCCACUGUGGCCAGUAUCACAACGCAUUUACAACUGUUAUGUUUGGCCGAGAAUUUUAGAACAAACCAUUAUGAUUUAGAAAAAGUAGUAAAAUUUCAUAACUGCGAUAUCAGACGCAGUAUUUUAAGUUUACAGUUUUGGAUAGAAUCUGGGGGAAGUGCGGAUAUGAUCACCUCAUGUUACGAUGACGAAGAUGAUGAAAAUGAAGGGGAGAGCUUUGAAGAACGAUUUCUACGUAAAUUAAUAGACGUAGAAAUUAAAACAAUUGUCGUGUCUGAAUAUUACAAGAGUCAAGGAAUCAAUGAGCAAAUGGAAAGUGAAGAUAAUCAGGAAGGAGAUUAUUAUGAGCUGCCAUCUGAGAAUACCCUCUGUUAUGAGAGUACCUUGGGUCUUCAAAACAUUGCAGGGAGAUCUGGUGGACUGCAUCACAAUAUAAAGGACCACAAUGCCAGUUUGUCAAUGAAAGUUAACAUGGUAUCGUCAAUGAAAGAACAUGUGCAGUGUGAUAACUACAAUAAUCAUACAUUUGUAUAUGAAUAUUGCCAUAGCAACCUAUCAGAUUCCAAAAAAAACAUACAGGAAUCAUUGAAUUCCUGGAGUGAAUACAUGGACAGUAUGUCACAAGCGGAUAAUAUGAGAAUUGCUGAAAGUACGGUCAUCAAUCGCUACGACAACUGUGCCUGGUGGGGAGCAAGAACAAUGCCAGGUUUGAGUGAUCGGCCGGUCAAAUCGGAGGAUAAUGAUUAUAACUUUAAGGCAACAAUGAGGGAUAUAGAUAGUUGUAUCUCUGUAUUGAGUAUGGACAGAUUUAGGAAGGAGCAAAUGAGACUUGGACAUCAUAGAAGUAGGACAGACGGCAAGCAGGAACCACCAUGUAGCAUUGCAAUGGAAUCUGGCACAAAUUAUGAUGCAAGUCCAAAGGACUGUAACUACAAAACAUGUUGCAUGCUGCCAUUGGCAGUACAGUGCAAUCAUUAUGGGGUUACAAUGGAUUAUUUGCCAACAUUUAGAGCAAUUUGUAGAUCAGAACAGUAUCGACAAGCCACUAAUUCCAAACGAAGAUUUCUCCACUAUUUGGACCAGGCAGCACUAUCACUACCGCAAUCCACGUUGAACACCUUUACGAAAGCUUUCACUGACCAUACAACAUAGAAUUCCAUUUAUCUGCAAUGCCAUAAAGACCUGGAACGCAAGAACACUCUUGAUGAACUUAACCCACAAAAUUCCAUUUGUAGAUUUGCUAGAUUUGAUGGGUCAAUUAAUGUAACACACUGAUAUCCAUACUAAUUUUACUUGUCUUGGAUACAUCUCCUUUGGAUGUCUAAUUACACCAUGCUAGCAACUGCACUCGUAUUAGGCAAUCAACAUAUAAGGGUAGUCUUCUGUUGCAGCAUUCUUGGUAGCUCACUCCCACUGCUUAACAAUGGUGUACUUCCUUGAAUUAAUGUAUAUAUGUUUGAUAUUAAAAUACGUAAAUGUUUACUGUUAUGUGUUCGCAAACUGCAAAUCUUUUACUUUC
Saccoglossus kowalevskii is the source of this 5657-nucleotide messenger RNA. RefSeq lists its product as uncharacterized. Gene Ontology annotation, molecular function: DNA binding; ATP hydrolysis activity; DNA clamp unloader activity. The record is from RefSeq and is a predicted model, not a curated record. Gene Ontology annotation, cellular component: nucleus. Lineage: Eukaryota; Metazoa; Hemichordata; Enteropneusta; Harrimaniidae.